This is a messenger RNA of Stegostoma tigrinum, 3504 nucleotides long. RefSeq lists its product as uncharacterized. The record is from RefSeq and is a predicted model, not a curated record. Lineage: Eukaryota; Metazoa; Chordata; Chondrichthyes; Orectolobiformes; Stegostomatidae. The coding region runs from base 166 to 882 and encodes 238 amino acids. The transcript has 7 exons.
AGGAAUAGCCAAGACAACGAAAAGCCGUUACUUGCCGCGAAUGUUUGCCCGCCAGCGACUGAUUUUCACCUGUAGUAAGAUCUUGCCUGGAAUCCUACCUCCCAAUCUGGAGCCGUCAUCUCCUACCCAUUGUUGCAUCGACGAUUCUUUGCCCCUGAAUGAGAAAUGGAAACUGCAGAUCCGUCUUUCAUGGACCAGAUGACCAGGUUGAAAUUAAAACUGUUGGAAAAGAAACUGGAAAAUGAACGAGAGAACUUGGAUGAGCAAUCGGAAACUGCAGCAUCCACAGCACGCAGUUUGGAUGGACAGGGUGAUGCGCUACACAAUGCACUGAAGCGAAGAAAAGGCUUGCUCCAAAAACUGAGGGAGCAGCACAUAUUGGAUGAGUGCUCCCGGCCACAUACCUGGGGAGGAAACCGGAGACGGAACCGACGGUUGGAGCCCAUUCAACAGUCACCACCGCUUCAGAUCUACCAGCAUCAUCCACCAGAGCCACCGCAGAUCAUCCAACACACGCUUCCGCAGCAGCCCUCAACAAUUAUACAACAGUUACCACAGCAACAGCCACUUAUCACGCAGAUCCCACCUCCACAAGCUCUUCCACCAAUCAGGUCAGGCAGCAUCAAGGAAGACAUGGUAGAGCUGAUGUUAAUGCAAAAUGCCCAGAUGCAUCAAAUCAUUAUGCACAAUAUGAUGUUGAAAGCACUACCUCCAAUGGCAUUCUCUCAGCCUGGCAACUUCGUCAGUCCUGUGGUUUCUCAUGGACAGCCCAUGAACACGAUGGAUGAAAGACAUUUGAAGAAACUUGGAAGAAUGUGUUCAGACCAUCCAUUUGACAGAUGUAGUGCAGACAUUCUGAAUUAUCCUCAUGGAAAUCUAUAAUGGUUUUCAAAUGGAUGAUCAACGGUCCAAUCAUUGAAUUUAAACUUGAAAAGCUAAACUUCAUGAACUGUACUAUUUAAGAGGUUGUACUUAGCCGCUUGCUGCAGUGCAAAUAACUCCAAAUAGUUACAGUAAAUGAUCCAUAUUCACAGAAACUGUAUACAUUUAAACAGUGAAUAACCUUUACUUCAUUAGGUGCAUUAAGCAAUUCUUACCUUACAAAAUAAACAGCAAAUUGUUACUUUGUGCCCAAGUUUUAUCCUGCUAAACAAACAAGUUAGACCCUCUUCAGCCUGUCACCAUAUCUAGACAUGUAUUCACCAGCCUGCGGACAUCCAUGGGGCUCUAUCCAAUUUUCAUUAAUGGCUUCAUCUGAAUGGACAAGAUCUUGGACAAAACAUUGGCAUAUGUAAUUCAAGAUUAAUUCAACAACACAGGAUAUUAUUCACGGUGCUGCAUCCAGGCCAGUGAAUUCGUCAAGAACCCAAAGAGAAAUCUUCACUUAGAGGACAUAGCUUCACAUCGGUGAUGGGUGUUCAAAUGGGGACAAACAUUCCAAAUGGAGGUCAGAGCAAAUUAAUGUAAAGUCAUUCACUUUGCAAGAAUGAAUAUAGAAAGACAAAAAUGACAUAAUGUUGAAAGCAUAUAUAUGCAGAGAGUGUAUGAUAUCUAUUAUUCAGUAGUAUUACAGCAGACAGAAACUCCAACUAUGGGAAAAGCUGGAAGGGUUAGGACUAUUUUCCUUGGAAUUAAAUUGGUUGAAGAAACUUCAGAGUGAUGAGAAAUUUUGAUAGAGUAAAUUAGGAAAAAUAUGCCCACUAAUAUGUGGAUCCAUAACCAGAUGCUUUGAAAACAGUUCAAUUUACAGAACGGAAAGUGCUGGAGGUCUUAGAAAACAGAAAAGUGGAUAAAUCUCUGGGACCUGAUCAGUGUAUUCCAGGACAUUUGGAGAGAAAAUUGCAGGACUCUUUGCAUAAAUAUUUGUUUCAUCCAGAAUCACGCAAAGUGCCGAAGGUCUGCAAGGCAACUAAUGUUAUGCUUUUAUUUAAGAGAGGUUGUAAGGAGAAGCCUGGGAAUUAUAGAUCUGAGUCUAACAUCUGUGGUGGCUAAGUUAUUGGAGGUGAUUCUGAAAGAUUACAUUUACAUGCAUUUGGAGAGGCAAGGAGUGAUUAAGGAUAGUCAGGAUGGUUUUGGACAAGGGAAAUCAUAGCCAACAAACUUGAUUUGAGUUUUUUGAGGAAGUAACCAAAAAGAUUGAUGAGGGCAGAGCAGUUGACAUUGUUUAUCAGGACUUUAGUAAUGCCUUUGACAAGGUUCUGCAUGGUAGACUAAUUAGUAAAGUUAGGUCACAUGGGAUUCGGGGAGUCUUUGCUAAUUGGAUACAAAACUGGCUUUAUGGUGUGAGGCAGAAGGUGGUUGUGGAGGCCUGUGACUAGCAGUGUUCCACAGGGAUCCCUGCUGAGUACACUUUUGUUUGUCAUUUAUAUAAAUGAUUUGGAUGAGAAUUUAGGAGGUGCAAUUAGUAAGCUUGCAGAUGACACCAAAACGAGUGGUAUAGUAGACAGUGAAGAAAUACAAAGUGGUCUUGUUUGUAUUACCAAAAUGUAAUACCUCACUUUUAUUCAAAUUAAAAUUAAUCUGCCACUCCUCAGCACAUAAACCUAAUUGAUCGAGGACAGGACUUAUAUAUUUAAUGGUAGUGCCCUAGGUAGUGUUGUAGGACAGUGCGACCGAGGGGAUCAGGUAAAUAACUCCUUGAAAUUUGCAUCACAGGUAGACAGGGUGAUUAAGAAAUUGUUUAACAUGUUUGCCUUCAUUGCUGAGACCUUUCAGUAUAGGAGUUGCAACAUCAUGUUGAAGUUGUACACACCCCUUCUGGAAAAGUAUGUGUGCAGUUCUGGUUGCUGUGUUAUAGGAAGGAUAUUACCAGGAAUGAAAUGUUUGAGAUAUAAAAAUAGAAUGGAAAGGCUGGGCCUUUUAUCGCUGCAGCACAGGAGAUUGAGGGAUGACCUUAUUGAGGUUUAUGAAAUCAUGAGGGAGUAGAUAAGGUGAAUGACAAGAAUCUUUUCCCUAGGGUGGGGGAGUUCAAAACCAGGGGGCGUACAUUUAAACUGAGAGUAGAAAGAUUUAAAAAGGACACGAGGGACAACUUUUUUUACACCAAGCGUAGUUCUUGUGUGGAAUAAACUGCCAGAAAAAGUGGUGGUUACAGCUACAGUUCCAACGUUUCAAAGCCAUUUGGAUAGGUUCAUGAAUAGGAAAGGUUUGGAGGGAUAUAGGCCAAAUGUCGGUCAGUGCAACUAGUUUAGUUUGGGAAGAUGGUUGGCAUGGACUAGUUGGACCAAAGAGUCUUGUUUGCAUGCUGUGUGACUCUAUGACUAUGAUUCUAGAGCUCAGAGAACAGUUCAGCACAGUACAGGCCCUUCGGCCCACGAUGUUGUGCUGAACUUUUACCCGAAACCUAAGGUCUAUCUAACCUCCACCCCUCCCUUAUACUACCAUCCAUAUGCCUAUAUAAUAGCCAGUUAAAUGCCCCUAAGGAGGCCGACUCCACUACCCUCCCGCCAAUGCAUUCCACGCCCCAACUACUCUCUAUGUAAAGAACUCUCCCCUGUAUCUACC